UGGUCCCGUUUUCCCUCCAUAGCAGUCCACCAACUACCCAUUCAAUUUUCAUUCAAAAUUGGAUCCUCAUCGAUCCUCAUUAAAAUAUAUUAUGAGAAAAUCGACGGGAAUCAUCUAUGAUUCCAUAUAUACAUCAUACUUCGUAAUUCCUAUUGAAGCCUCGGAAAAUGCAGAGCCAAUCGUUUGGACUCUCUCCGACGCUCCCGUCUCCGAAGCCUCGGGCCCUGUUAACGAGCCUUAGAUGCAAUCCGGUACGUGUUUCUUGCUCUUCGUCGCCAAAGCUUCGCGAUCUUAGUGCGUCUACAGAUGCAGUCUCGGUUAAAUUUACUAGGCGGUCGUGGAACUUGAGUUCGUCGCCUUUGGGGCUCAGGCCAUGGGCCUCCGUUCCUGUUCCCGCCAGAAAUGAGCGUUUCGAGACCAGAGCCGCUGCUGUGCCCGAGAGCGCAGCGGAGGGCGAGAAGUCUGGUAGUUUGGUGGAGACACUCCAGCUUGGAUUGUUGAUUGGCCUCUGGUAUCUUUUCACUGUUUUAUUCAGCAUCUACAAUAAGCAGGUUUUGAAGGUCUACCCAUUUCCAGUUACCGUCACCAUGUUUCAAUUUGCCAUUGGGACUGUACUUGUUACGUUAAUGUGGACUCUCAACCUCUAUAAGAGGCCAAAAGUCAGUGGCGCACAGCUCGCUGCAAUUCUACCGCUUGCUGUGGCGCACACUUUAGGAAAUCUUUUUACAAUUAUGAGUCUUGGGAAAGUCGCUGUUUCUUUCACUCACACAAUCAAAGCUAUGGAGCCUUUCUUUUCUGUUGUCCUGUCCGCCAUGUUUCUCGGAGAGAUUCCUACUCCCUGGGUGGUUGGUUCCCUUCUACCAAUUGUUGGCGGAGUGGCACUUGCAUCUGUGACCGAGGCUUCUUUCAAUUGGUAUGGAUUUUGGGCUGCAAUGGCUUCCAAUUUGACGAACCAAUCCCGCAAUGUCCUCAGCAAAAAGGUCAUGGUCAAGAAGGAGGAAUCUGUGGACGACAUUACUCUUUUUUCAAUAAUUACAAUUAUGUCUUUGUUCUUGAUAGCCCCAGUGGCUAUCUUUAUGGAAGGUGUCAAGUUUACCCCUGCAUAUCUGCAAUCUGCUGGAUUUAAUGUCAAUCAAGUAUGCACUAGGGCUCUUCUGGCCGCACUCUGCUUUCACGCUUAUCAGCAGGUUGCUUACAUGCUAUUGCAAAGGGUCUCCCCUGUUACCCACUCUGUGACCAAUUGUUUGAAGCGCGUUGUCAUCAUUGUCAGUUCCAUUUUAUUCUUUCGUACACCCGUCUCACCUAUUAGCUCUCUAGGUACCGGUGUGGCUAUUGCCGGAGUUUUUCUGUAUUCGAGGGUGAAGCGUAUUAAGCCAAAGCCUAAGACUACUUGAAGUUCUAUUUUGUUUUCAAAUUGGUUGACAGUAUUAGAUUGCUGUAGGUCAGGCUGGCUGGGAACUUAAUU
Molecule: messenger RNA, 1465 nt
Organism: Tripterygium wilfordii
Lineage: Eukaryota; Viridiplantae; Streptophyta; Magnoliopsida; Celastrales; Celastraceae
Product: phosphoenolpyruvate/phosphate translocator 1, chloroplastic-like
Exons: 9
Coding region: 168-1394 (408 amino acids)
Biological process (GO): transmembrane transport
Cellular component (GO): membrane; Golgi apparatus
Molecular function (GO): antiporter activity
Source: RefSeq, a predicted model, not a curated record